CUCUACACUCUUCUUUCUUAGGGGAGGCUGACAAGAAAAAAGCUUCCCUGUAAAAUUAAUUAAUAAUAGAGGUUUCCAUUAUGCAAUACUAUCCGGCAAUGGCGUCGCCGCCGGACACGAGCAAAACCUCCAAGCUGGAGCGCUACAACAGCUACCUGAGGAAAGUCAACAGCACAAAACUCAUCGCCGCUUCUUCUAAACUCCUCUUUAGAGUCACUCUAUUGAUUGCGUUACUCCUUAUUUUCUUCUUCACCAUCAACUACCCUCCGGUUGCUGAUAGCUCCGGCAACCGCGCCACCGCUCACGCCACCAACCACUUGCUCUCCUCCGCCUUCUACGGCGGGGGAGCGUCCUGGGAGAAGCACGUCCGCCUCUCGUCCACUCCCCGCACCACAAACGGCAUCUCGGUUCUGGUCACCGGCGCGGCCGGGUUCGUUGGGUCCCACUGCUCACUCGCGCUGAAGAAACGCGGCGACGGGGUUCUAGGGCUGGAUAAUUUUAACUCUUACUAUGAUCCUUCCCUGAAGCGCGCUCGCCAGAAGCUUCUGGAGAAGCACCAGAUCUUCAUCGUGGAAGGGGACCUCAACGACGCCGAGCUUCUGAGGAAGCUUUUCGACAUUGUGCCGUUCAGCCACGUGCUCCACCUCGCCGCGCAGGCCGGCGUGAGAUACGCCAUGCAGAAUCCUCUCUCUUACGUCAGCUCCAACGUCGCCGGAUUCGUGAACCUUCUCGAAGUUUCCAAAGCCGCCGACCCUCAGCCGGCGAUAGUCUGGGCGUCAUCCAGCUCCGUUUACGGCCUCAACACCGACGUCCCGUUUUCCGAACACCACCGGACCGAUCAGCCCGCGAGCCUCUACGCCGCCACCAAAAAAGCCGGCGAAGAAAUCGCCCACACGUAUAACCACAUUUACGGCCUCUCCUUAACCGGGCUGAGAUUCUUCACCGUGUACGGCCCCUGGGGGCGGCCGGACAUGGCGUACUUCUUCUUCACCAAGGAUAUGAUUCAGGGGAAGCCGAUCAAUGUGUACGUGACGCAGGAGGACAAGGAGGUGGCGCGUGACUUCACCUACAUCGACGACGUGGUGAAGGGGUGCCUGGGGGCGCUGGACACGGCGGAGAAGAGCACCGGCAGCGGCGGAAAGAAGAAGGGGCCGGCGCAGUUGAGGGUGUACAACCUGGGUAACACGUCGCCAGUGUCGGUGAGGAAGCUAGUGGCAAUUCUAGAAAAUUUGCUCAACAUCAAGGCUAAAAAGAACGUUGUAAAGAUGCCCCGAAACGGCGACGUUCCGUACACCCACGCUAACGUGAGCCUUGCCUACAGGGACUUCGGCUACAAACCAACCACGGACUUGUCAAGUGGAUUGAGAAAGUUCGUCAAGUGGUACGUUAGUUAUUACGGUAUUCAAUCAAGGGUAAAAAAGGAAUUAGACGGCACCCAGGAGUAGGCAAUGAAGUGGGGUUGGGGGGUGGGGUUUUUUUUUUUUUUUUUUUUCAAAAUUACUUUUCCCACUUAUAUUUUCUUUUAAUUAUUGUUGAUGUAUUUUGAUCAUUUAAGCAUAUAUAUUUAUUUAUGUAACAAAAUGAAAAGAGAGGUAAUUAUUGAUAAAGUAAUAAGAAUGAGGGUGGAAAUGACAAUUGUAGAUCUAUGGAGUAGGGGUGCAAUAAUGUGAUAUAGCCAUAAUGACGGGGUGCUAUCAUAAUUAAAGAAAAGUUUGCAUUUCUGUACAAAAAUAUAAUGCAGAUCAACCUCUCGUGUACCAAUCAAGAUAUUGUAGUUUUUGUUGGAUUCUUGCCUUCUUGGAACACCAAUAGUAAUUACAACAAGAAUCUUUUCAAUA
This is a messenger RNA of Ipomoea nil (Japanese morning glory), 1838 nucleotides long. Its product is annotated as UDP-glucuronate 4-epimerase 6-like. Lineage: Eukaryota; Viridiplantae; Streptophyta; Magnoliopsida; Solanales; Convolvulaceae. Bases 81 to 1445 code for a protein of 454 amino acids. The record is from RefSeq and is a predicted model, not a curated record. The transcript has a single exon.